This is a messenger RNA of Orussus abietinus, 1325 nucleotides long. RefSeq names its product prostaglandin E synthase 2 (gene Su(P)). NCBI's taxonomy places the organism in Eukaryota, Metazoa, Arthropoda, Insecta, Hymenoptera, Orussidae. The record is from RefSeq and is a predicted model, not a curated record. Gene Ontology annotation, cellular component: mitochondrion. Bases 75 to 1262 code for a protein of 395 amino acids. The transcript is spliced from 5 exons. Gene Ontology annotation, molecular function: prostaglandin-E synthase activity.
UCGCCCCCAAUGGCGGUGCAACGAAUUUCUGAUAAGAGCUCGCGCACUCGCGAUGGAGAUACCAUCUUUUGUCUAUGGAGAACAUGGCCGGCAUAUUUAAGUUUUCGGAGCUUAGAAGAAGCGGAAAGUUACUGAUCAAGCACGAGUGCCAAGGAGCGAGAUUUAUGAGAUGUUUUCGAACGGUGGCAGGCCAACCGAAAGUUCACGGGAGUAUUUUGAAAUACUGCGUUUACGGUGCUGGCGUUGGAGUGGUCGCCGCUGCAAGUUUUUGGUACAAACAGGUUAACCAGGCGAGACAGAAUUUCGCCUUGGAGGGCUCCUCGUCGGUCAUCGAAAAGAUAAAGUACAAGCCGCCGGUUGAAGUGUCGAGAAAGGUUAUCUCUACGGUAGAUACGUCGGGUCUGAAACUAACUUUAUUUCAGUACCAAAGUUGCCCCUUCUGCUGCAAGGUACGAGCCUUCUUAGACUAUUACGGGAUACCUUACGAUAUCGUUGAGGUAAAUCCUGUACUUCGACACGAAAUUAAGUGGUCACCGUAUAGAAAAGUACCAAUUUUACUAACAAAAGUCAACGGUGGCUAUCAACCUUUGACGGAUAGUUCUAUGAUUAUAUCGUUGUUAGCGUCAUAUUUAAGUGACAAGUCUUGCCCUGUCGAGAACCUUGUUCAUUAUUAUCCUACCGUUUCUAUGCACGAUGAGGAAGGCAAAUUCAAGAACGAAAUAGUGAACAAGUAUUUCCUAAUGUAUCAAGGCCCUAUACCUAAGGAUAGAACAUUGAAUGACAUUGUGGAGGAGCGAAAAUGGAGACAAUGGGCCGAUGACGUAUUUGUUCACACCUUGUCUCCGAAUGUCUAUCGAACAUUGGAUGAAGCAUAUGAAACCUUCAAUUGGUUUUCCAAAAUCGGCCGAUGGGAGGAAUAUUUUCCUGCAUGGGAGCGAAGCGUUAUGGUUAAUGUUGGAGCAUGGGCCAUGUGGCUGAUUUCUAAACGACUAAAAAGAAAACACCUAUUGAAAGACGAUGUCCGGGAAUCGCUCUAUGACGGAGCGAGGCAUUGGAUGCAGGGCAUUCGGCAUCGAGGAACAGUGUUUAUGGGGGGAGACAAUCCGGAUCUUUCAGACCUGGCUAUGUAUGGGGUAUUAAAGAGUAUCGAAGGCUGCGAAGCCUUCAAUGAUUUACUAAGUCACACAAGUCUAGGAACAUGGUUCAAUGCAGUCAAAGAAAAGGUCGAUUCACACGCCGGUAGUGCACUCUUAACAGGGUAGAUAGUUUUAAAGGAUUUAUUUACUUUUAAUAAUAAGAUCAAUAAAACCUAGCAUUAACAAGAA